Messenger RNA from Arabidopsis thaliana (thale cress), 2169 nucleotides. RefSeq names its product DNA-binding bromodomain-containing protein. The transcript is spliced from 2 exons. Lineage: Eukaryota; Viridiplantae; Streptophyta; Magnoliopsida; Brassicales; Brassicaceae. The record is from RefSeq and is marked reviewed. Bases 159 to 2054 code for a protein of 631 amino acids.
AACGAAUCCAAACCUAACAAUAAAAAGAAAACGUUACAAAAAAAUAUGUAACAGAGAAAAUAACAAAAAUAUAACGAAGGGAAAGACUAAAGAAGAGACACAUUCAUUAACAAUUCAUACACCUUUGUUCAAAUCAACGAAUAAGCUUCUUUAUUUUAAUGGCAAAGCCGGAAAAUGACGUCACCUUAACCGAGAAACAAACAUGGAGCACAUGGGAAGAGCUUCUUCUCGCCUGCGCCGUACACCGUCACGGUACCGAAUCAUGGAACUCUGUUUCCGCCGAAAUCCAGAAACUGAGUCCCAACCUCUGUUCCCUCACCGCCUCCGCUUGCCGCCACAAGUACUUCGACCUCAAAAGCCGGUUCACCCAAGAGCUGCCCGUACCGGAAUCCGUCGCUGAGAUCUCAACCGCUCCUUGGCUAGAGGAGUUAAGGAAGCUCCGCGUCGAUGAGCUCCGUCGCGAAGUUGAACAGUACGAUUUAUCUAUCUCCACGUUGCAGUCGAAGGUGAAGCAAUUGGAAGAAGAGAGAGAGAUGAGUUUCAUUAAACCGGACACGGAAACCGAGAAUUUAGAUCUAGAGAGGAAGAAAGAGCGUAGCGAUUCCGGUGAACCAGUCCCAAACCCGCCGGUUCAGCUAAUGAACGAAACCAUUUCUCCAGAUCCCAAAGAAAUCGGAUCGGAAAACACGGAGAGGGAGGAGGAAAUGGCCGGAAGCGGCGGCGGAGAAUCGAAGCUUGCCGGAGAGGAUUCUUGUAGAGGAAGCUGUGAAAGUGUGGAGAAGGAACCGACGACGAACUCGGAGAGAGUUGAACCGGUGAGUGUGACCGAGUUGAUAGAGUCGGAGGACGGAGCGAGUCGUGGAGAGGAGAUUACUAGUGAUGUGCAGAGCUCGGCGAGCUUGCCAAGAAAGGGAACGUCGGAGCCGGAUAAGGAAGAUCAAUCUCCGACGAGCGCCAAAGAUUUCACCGUUGAAUCACAGCCGUUGAUUAGUUUUGUCGAGAUUCUUCUGUCUCAUCCCUGUGGUUCCCACUUUUCGCGCCGACUCGAACGUCAGGAAACAAUUGAGUACGGUACAAUAAUUAGAGAGCACGUAGAUUUUGAGAUAAUUCGGAAGCGAGUCGAAGGAGGCUUGUACAAAAGUUGGAGGAUCAACUUCUUUCGUGAUUUGCUGCUACUUGUUAAUAAUGCAAGAGUGUUUUAUCACAGAGGAUCUUCAGAGUUUAAAUUUGCUGAGCAGCUUCACCAACUCGUCAAGAAACAGAUGACUACUACUCUCAAGGGACUUAGUAAUAGAGAUGAGAUCUCAAUCUCACCACCAAAAGAAGAAGUUGUUGCAAUCCCUUCAUCAAAGCCUGUUUCUUCUAAACCAAGAAUGUCUGUUCCUAAUAUUGUAGCUUGUCGGAAACGUAGUGCCUUGGCUGCUAAACCUUUGCUAUUAUUGCCUCCUGGACCAGAUAAAAAGGCCAAGAAAACAGAUCAUGUUGUGGACUAUGAUGAGAAGCCGGUUUCAGACAAGGAUGGUGAAGCCUCUGGGAAAGACGAUGAUGACUCUCUGAUUGUGAAGAUAAUGACUAGAGGAAGAACCUCCUCGACGGGAAAAGUAGCUAACAGGAACGACAAGAACCGUGACUCCAGUUUGAAUGUUGAUGAUAGCAAAGAUAAGGUUAAGAAAACUGAUGAAGAGAAGAAAGGUGGCUCGAAAAAGAAAAGGGCUGCGAGUUUUCUCAGGAGAAUGAAAGUGGGCUCUUCGGAUGACACAUUGAAGCGUAGCUCUGCUGCUGAUUCUUCUACUACGGGAAAAGGAGGAGGAGCGGAACAGAGGAAGAAUAACAGCAACAAAGCUGAUAAUAAGAAAACACCGAUACCAAAGAUAAGACAAACAAAUAAGAAAGCAAGUCCUGUGAAGAGAAGCAAUAAUGGUCGAAACUCAGAAAGAGAAGCUGCUCCAUCUUCUUCAUCUUAUCCUAUUCUAGCAAAGCGAAGCAGAGAUGCUGGUGAAAAAGAGGAGGCGUCUUCUUAUUCACCACGCUUGAAGAAACGUGCAAGGAGGUGAUUUAGUUAUUGUACUACUUCUAUAACUUAACUUGAGAUGAAAAUCAGAAACUAAUAAAUUCCAAAGAGUCGCAAAACAUUCGAAAGGAUAUGCUUAUAGAUAUAUUUGGGCCCAC